This is a messenger RNA of Pelodiscus sinensis (Chinese soft-shelled turtle), 1371 nucleotides long. The record is from RefSeq and is a predicted model, not a curated record. Lineage: Eukaryota; Metazoa; Chordata; Testudines; Trionychidae.
GCGACGCGAUGGAAGCUCUGUGUGUGCAGCCUGGGGAUCCUCCUCCUGGUGCCAUGUGCUCUCGCUGAGGAGGUCUCCCUGUAUGACUUUUCACACCCCAUAGUAGGGGUAGUUGGCCAGGAUGUGGUGUUACCCUGCCAGCUCUCACCCCCAGCACAGCUGCCGAAGAUGGAUGUGCAGUGGAGGAGAAUUGAACGAGAAUUUAGCUUGGUUCAUGAAUACAUGAGUGACGGCACCCAGGACUUGCCAGGGAAGGAUUACCAAAACCGGACGGAGAUGUUCCCACAGGAGUUCAGCAGUGGGAACGUCUCCCUGAAGUUGAAACGAAUCCAAAUGUCUGAUGAUGGGCAAUACUGGUGCUUAGUGAGGAACCCAGAGCGGAGCCUGGAAUCUACCACUGAUCUACGGGUGGCAGCUGUGGCUCCGGUGUUCAUUGACGUGCUGGGCCCCCAGGGCCAGGGGAUCGGUUUGGUCUGUCGAUCUACAGGCUGGUUCCCCAAACCUGAACUCCAGUGGGUGGGAAAGAAUUGGCAGAACCAGGCAAUGGAGUCUGUGACCAACAUGACUCAGGAAAGGGAGAACCUGUACAGUGUUGUGAGUCACGUCACUGUCACAGAAGGAGAAGACACUGGAGACAUCAGCUGCAUUGUGCAGAAUGGCCUGGUGAAGACAGAUCGACAAUCGGCCAUUCGCCUCUCCGGUGACGUCUUCCCUCGGGUGUCUCCCUGGCUGUCUGCAUUCUGGGCAUUGUUCUCUCUGGUUCUCGUUGCUGCUGGAGUUUGUGCAUAUCGUGAAUACACAGGCAAGCGAAAGGCCUCCCAGAGGAAAAGAUCUAGAGAGAUGUUUCUAUCACAACUUGAAGCUGAGAAGGAGACCAUGAAAACAGAGUGCCAGGAGCUGUGUGAGAGGCUUGCCAGGGAGGUUGCAGAGCUAGGUUUCAGGAGGGCUCGGAGCUGCAUGGUUCCCAUCACCCUGGAUCAAACUUGUAAACACCCCCAACUCCUCCUGUCUCUAGAUGGCAGAACAGUCCUUCACAAACCCGCUUUCCAAGGGCUGGCUGCCUCAUCUGAGCCCCUCGUUGCUGUGGGGAGUCAGGGGUUUGAUGAUAAGGAGGCAGGGACUCACCGGGGGUACUGGGAGGUGGAGGUGGGGGACAGCCCAGAUUGGAAGCUGGGGGUGCUGAGUAAGACUGUGAGGGAGAACGGGAAGAAAUCAGCAGAGGGCAUCUGUGAGAGGAAGUUUCCAAAAGCUCCUUCCCAUGAAGCUGCUCCCGAAGAGGCAACAGGGGGAUCAAACAAAGCAAGAGCAUCUGCCACUGGAAACACCCCCAAAGAGAAGGAGGGAAAGAAACACCAGAACGCCCAGGUUUGA